AUGGCUGUCGAGGGCACCUCUCCCGUGUCGCCCAUUCCCGUCGAUGAGCUGACCAAGAUCACCUCCGAGGUAUGUCCAAGCGCAUCCCAUGCGCCGGCCGUCGCGCGCCAUUUCCACAUGCUCCAAAAAGAAUACCCACGCUCACACAAGUCCCCGACUCAGGCCUGUGACACCGCUUUGAAGAGCGCCACUGAAUACGAACAUGCCAAGGUUGGCGAGUGGAACUCCCAGAUCAUCAACACCGUCCUGAAGUCCCUCAUUACUGCCACCACCCCCUCCGACUCCUCCAAGCCUGCACCCUACCGCUUCACUGUCAACAGCACCAUCGUCCAGCAGGGCCUGAUCGAUAAGGCUGCCGCUGCGGACGGCACACAGUCCAACGCCGGCAAGCGCGGAAUGCACUCGGCCUCCGGCGCCUUCUGGGAUGUCAACCGCGAUGGCAUGUGGACUUUCAAAUAUCCUGGCGCCGAAGAGCGGGGGCUGGACGUCGUCGUGAGUGUGACUUGGUUCGCCAUGAACUAG
Molecule: messenger RNA, 522 nt
Organism: Penicillium macrosclerotiorum
Lineage: Eukaryota; Fungi; Ascomycota; Eurotiomycetes; Eurotiales; Aspergillaceae
Product: dynein light chain Tctex-type family protein
Exons: 3
Coding region: 1-522 (173 amino acids)
Biological process (GO): microtubule-based movement
Cellular component (GO): cytoplasm; cytoplasmic dynein complex
Molecular function (GO): dynein intermediate chain binding
Source: RefSeq, a predicted model, not a curated record